AUGAUGCCUAAUAGUAAUACCAUUGACAAACUAGCAUUGAUUUUGGUUCGAGGUCGACGCCAACUGGUGGCAAGGUCUCAUGGAAAGCAAGUCUUCUUCACUCCUGGCGGAAAGCGUGAAGCAGGAGAAUCAGACACCCAGGCACUAAUACGUGAAUGCAAAGAGGAAUUGACGGUGGAUCUCAUCCCCAAAACAAUAAAGCCAUAUGGCACCUUUGCUGCGCAAGCCUUUGGAAAACCGGAGGGGACCAUGGUACGAAUGCUGUGUUAUUCGGCAGACUAUGAAGGAACCUUGACUCCAAACGAAGAAGUUGCUGAAUUGGAAUGGAUCCAAUCCGACUUUCCAGAAGAGAAGUUAUCGACAACUGGUGUAAUGAUACUGGAAGAUUUGAAGAAGAAGGAUCUCAUUGACUAG
Molecule: messenger RNA, 414 nt
Organism: Cylindrotheca closterium
Lineage: Eukaryota; Bacillariophyta; Bacillariophyceae; Bacillariales; Bacillariaceae
Source: the annotation of a GenBank genome assembly